GCAGUGGAGAGGCUCCGAGUCUUCGCGUUCGUUCUCCAAAGCGACGAAUACACUCGAUGAGGGCUGAGAUAAAUCUAGGGUUUGGGGAAAUCGGCGACGGCUCGAGAGAGUCCUCCGUCGCCUGCAAUACGGACGGGGGUAUGGGGGAAGGACGUUAAUUCACAUUUGACACCGUCUUUAGUGAACUCAUUAGAAGUCAAAAGAAAAAUGCAAUGGGCGAUGACAACAACAUUGGUCCAUUGGAUAUGUCUUUAGUGAUGACACUUCUUAAUAGCAUCUCAGGGUUUGGCCUCUUAUCUACGGGCAAUACCAUAAAAUCAGAGUUGCUUCACGGAUGCUACCGAGCAAUUGGUGAGAUCUUGGUGUUGUUGAAGGCUGCAUUGGAAGAGGAUUCUAUCUCUGUCUUAGCUUCAGAUGACAAGCUGAAUAAAAUGCUGGGAGAACUUGAUGCUUUGGUUAAUGAAGCGCAGGAACUACUUGGAAACUGGCAUCAAACGAUGAGUAAAGUUUAUUUUGUGUUGCAAUAUGAAUCAGUACUAACCAAAAUACAGAGAGCGGCAGCUGUGACUUGUCAACUACUUAUUUCUUUACGCCCUGCUGAUGUUAUUGCAGAAAACAUUGAGAAUAUUAUGAAGAAGAUUAAGCUAAUGCAUUUUGAAAAAAUCUCGGAUAACAUUAAAGAAGUUGUAACGGAUCAGAUAGACAAAAGGCUGCCUAGUUCUGAUCAUCUGGAGAAAAUUUCAAGUUUCUUGAAUUUGUCUUCUAAUUAUGAAUUGCUUAUGGAGGUCGUUGCCUUGGAUAAGCUUAAAUCAAAAAUUGUCCGUAGUGAUAAUCAAGCAGAAAUGGAGUACAUUGAUCAUAUAAUUGCACUUGUCACUUAUAUGCAUGAUUGUCUUGUUAAGAUAAAACAGCUGCACAGCAUCAAUGGGGUGCCAAUUCCUCCUGACUUUUGCUGUCCACUCUCCCUUGAAUUGAUGUCUGACCCUGUGAUUGUGGCAUCUGGACAAACUUAUGAGCGGGCUUUUAUUAGAAAAUGGCUUGAUCAAGGGUUUAACGUUUGCCCCAAGACCCGUCAAACACUUGGGCACUCCAAUUUGAUACCCAACUAUACUGUUAAGGCGCUUAUCGCAAGCUGGUGUGACUCAAACAACAUCAAGUUACCUGAUCCGCUAAAAUCCAUGAAUCAAAGCCUGUUCUCGGCUUUCAGCAAUCUUAUGGAUACCAACGAAAAUGACUGUAAACCUUCUUCUUGUGAACACCCUACUAGGAGUAAACAUUCUAGAUCAGCAGAACAAAGUACAUCGACGAUAAAUGUACACAAGGAUCUAACGUCUUUCAAUGGGAUACAUCAAGAAACUUACCUGCAUGAGAAAUCUUCGUCUCAUCAUCAUAAUUCAAGCUCGAUGAGUUCAUCUUUUCAGGUUACAGAUGGCUCUGAUAUAGAUAUUGCAAGGAUGUCGUUAUCAGGUCUGGAUGACAAGAAUGAAUCCAGGUCGGAUCAUAGAUAUGUUAGCUCUAGUGGUCAAACUUCAACUGAAUCCAAUACAGAGCAAGAUGAUCGUGGUACUUCUACUUCCACUCAUUAUAGCCAUGCUGUUUCAACUAAUGAUCAUCCUGAAGGAUUAGGAGAUAUGGGUGUUGUCUCUCGCGUUCCUAGUGACCUUACUCAUUAUAGCAGUGAUACUUCAGGUGAAGUUAUGCAAGAGGCUCCAACUUCCUCUGGCCCACAGAUAGAACCUGAAUUUUCAUCAAAGUUGGCAGAAGCUAGGUCCAGAACUCAAACAAUUUGGCGGCGUCCAUCGGAAAGGUUUACUCCAAAGACCAUUUCUUCACCCUCCUUGGAUAGAAGACCAGAUCUAUCAGGUGUUGAGACCCAAGUGCGGAAAUUGGUUGAGGAUCUACGAAGUGAUUCUGUGGAUUUGCAGAGAGCUGCCACUGAGGAGCUACGCCUUCUUGCUAAACAUAACAUGGAGAACAGGAUAGUGAUCGCAAAUUGUGGGGCAAUACCCCUAUUAGUUGCCCUUCUUUAUUCAAUUGAUCAAAAGGUGCAAGAGGAUGCUGUAACUGCACUUUUAAACUUAUCAAUCAAUGACAACAACAAGACUGCCAUUGCUAAUGCAGAAGCAAUUGAUCCGCUCAUUCAUGUUCUUGAAACAGGAAGCCCUGAAGCAAAAGAGAACUCAGCUGCGACGCUCUUCAGCCUUUCUGUCAUUGAAGAAAAUAAGGUUAAGAUUGGACGUUCUGGAGCUAUCAACCCAUUGGUUGAUUUGUUAGGUAAUGGGACGCCUCGAGGAAAGAAAGAUGCUGCUACAGCUUUGUUUAAUCUAUCAAUAUUUCAUGACAAUAAAACAAGAAUUGUUCAGGCUGGUGCUGUCAGGCAUUUGGUUGAGUUGAUGGAUCCAGCUGCUGGUAUGGUUGAUAAGGCUGUAGCUGUUUUGUCUAACCUUGCUACCACACCUGAAGGAAGAACUGCAAUUGGGCGUGAAGGUGGGAUCCCUGUGCUUGUGGAAGUUGUUGAAUUAGGAUCAGCAAGAGGGAAGGAAAAUGCAGCAGCAGCUUUGCUUCAGCUCUGUACAAAUAGCAAUAGAUUUUGCAGCCUAGUUCUCCAAGAAGGUGCUGUGCCACCAUUAGUAGCAUUGUCCCAAUCAGGCACACCACGAGCUAAAGAAAAGGCCCAGGCUCUUCUCAGUUUUUUCCGGAACCAGCGGCAUGGUAAUGCUGGAAGGGGAUAGUGUUGGGUUUUUUUUUUUUUGCUGUAUCUAUGUAUAAUUAUGAUAGGUCGCGGCAUUUAUUUUAACUAAAUUUAAAGUGUUUUUAGUUAAUGCCAUUUGGAAACUGUAUCUAUUACAUUGAGUCUUUGUAAAAAGUAGAUUAAUUUGUAGAGCAGUGCGCUGAACUAACAACUGUUUGAUUCUAUGUUCAUCAGUAGCUUAUUCUAUGGAGAAAUUAUUCUGUGCGGCAUCCGUAUGGGAAGAAUCUUUCGGACUAUGAGUUUAUACACUGUGUGUACAUUUCUUUGAUAUAUAUUGUAUAGAAAUGUGUAUGCUCACAUGUUCGAAUGAUUUUUCCCGUCCAAAUGCCGCAUAGAAUAAUUUCUCAUUUUAGCAACUUUGUAUGAUGUGUAGCGCAUCUUUCUCUGUUUGACACAGAUUCCAACUCUCA
Molecule: messenger RNA, 3162 nt
Organism: Dendrobium catenatum
Lineage: Eukaryota; Viridiplantae; Streptophyta; Magnoliopsida; Asparagales; Orchidaceae
Product: U-box domain-containing protein 4
Exons: 6
Coding region: 213-2732 (839 amino acids)
Biological process (GO): protein ubiquitination
Cellular component (GO): cytoplasm; nucleus
Molecular function (GO): protein binding; ubiquitin-protein transferase activity
Source: RefSeq, a predicted model, not a curated record